Tupaia belangeri chinensis (Chinese tree shrew) is the source of this 6895-nucleotide messenger RNA. RefSeq names its product cut like homeobox 2 (gene CUX2). Gene Ontology annotation, biological process: regulation of transcription by RNA polymerase II. Gene Ontology annotation, cellular component: nucleus. Lineage: Eukaryota; Metazoa; Chordata; Mammalia; Scandentia; Tupaiidae. The record is from RefSeq and is a predicted model, not a curated record. The transcript is spliced from 25 exons. Bases 177 to 4646 code for a protein of 1489 amino acids. Gene Ontology annotation, molecular function: DNA-binding transcription factor activity, RNA polymerase II-specific; RNA polymerase II transcription regulatory region sequence-specific DNA binding.
GGCACGCCCCGUGCCCCUCCCCAGAGGCCCAGCCGAUGUGGCCGCCCUGCUGUUGGACCUCCCAGCCUUCAGAAUCGUGCUGGGCCAGCAAUUGGAAAUAUAGUGGAGAAUAAGAUUGCCAUCCCUAUCCUCAUGGAGUUUUUGUUCAACUUAGAGGUGAUGGCCUCUGCCAUGUCAUGAUACAGCUAGAAGAUCUUCACCACAUACUGAGCAGAUGCUGGCACAACCCCUUGGACUUUCCAGCCUCCAGAACUAAGGAGCUUAAUUCCGUCGCUUCUGAGCUGUCUGCACGGCAGGAGGAGAGUGAACAUUCUCAUAAACAUUUAAUUGAACUCCGCCGGGAAUUUAAGAAAAAUGUACCUGAGGAAAUCAGAGAGAUGGUGGCUCCUGUAUUAAAAAGCUUCCAAGCUGAGGUGGUGGCCCUUAGUAAGAGAAGCCAGGAGGCGGAAGCUGCUUUCCUGAGUGUUUACAAGCAGUUAAUCGAAGCACCAGACCCCGUGCCCGUGUUUGAGGCGGCGCGCAGCUUGGACGACAGACUGCAGCCCCCCGUCUUCGACCCCAGUGGGCAGCUCCGGCGAGACCUCCACGCUUCUUGGAAGAGGCACCCCGAGCUCCUCAGCCCUAAAGAACAGAGAGAGGGGACGUCUCCGGCCGGGCCCACGCUGACUGAGGGGAGCUGUCUCCCUGAGGAGGUGAGAGAGGGCCUUCAAGAAGUACAAAUCACUUUGGCGACCAGACUGGGGGAGGCAGAGGAGAAAAUCAAAGUCCUACAUUCAGCGUUAAAGGCCACACAGACAGAGCUGCUAGAGCUGCGGCGGAAAUACGACGAGGAGGCAGCGUCCAAGGCAGAUGAGGUCGGGCUGAUCGUGACCAACCUGGAGAAGGCGAACCAGCGAGCCGAGGCUGCCCAGCGGGAGGUGGAAAGUCUUCGUGAACAACUGGCCUCUGUGAACAGCUCCAUCCGUCUGGCCUGCUGCUCCCCGCAGGGACCCGGUGGGGAUAAGGUGAACUUCACAUUGUGCUCCGGGCCCCGGCUGGAGGCCGCCUUGGCCUCCAAGGACAGGGAGAUCCUGCGGCUGCUGAAGGACGUGCAGCACCUCCAGACCUCACUGCAGGAGCUGGAAGAGACCUCUGCCAACCAGAUCGCAGACCUGGAGCGGCAGCUCACGGCCAAGUCCGAGGCCAUCGAAAAGCUGGAAGAGAAGCUCCAGGCACAGUCCGACUAUGAAGAAAUUAAAACAGAGCUGAGCAUCCUGAAAGCCAUGAAGCUGGCCUCCAGCACCUGCAGCCUCCCCCAGGGCCUGGCCAAGCCCGAGGACUCGCUGCUCUUAGCUAAGGAGGCCUUCUUUCCCACGCAGAAAUUCCUUCUGGAAAAGCCUGGUCUCGUGGCCAGCCCUGAGGAGGAUCCUUCGGAGGACGAUUCUAUCAAAGACUCGCUGGGCCCGGAACAGCCCUACCCCUCCCCUCAGCAGCUCCCGCCUCCACCAGGGCCUGAAGACGCCCUGUCCCCCAGCCCUGGGCAGCCCCUGCUGGGCCCCGGCCUGGGCCCCGACGGCCCUCGGACUUUCUCGCUGUCCCCCUUCCCCAGCCUGACUGGGGAGAGGUUGGCAGGGGAUGCGCUGCUGUCUAAGCACAUGAUGGCCCCGGCCGCCUUCAAGGGGGAGGCAGGUGGCCUGCUGGUGCUCCCUCCCACCUUUUAUGGCACCAAGCCCCCCACGGCCCCUGCCACCCCGGCCCCUGGCCCGGAGCCACCCGGGGGCCCUGAGCAGGCCGACGGGGGUGGCGGCUGUGCAGCGGGGGCGGGCCCGGAGGAGGAGCAGCUGGACACGGCUGAGAUCGCCUUCCAGGUGAAGGAGCAGCUGCUCAAGCACAACAUCGGCCAGCGCGUGUUCGGUCACUACGUGCUGGGGCUGUCGCAGGGCUCGGUCAGCGAGAUCCUGGCCCGGCCCAAGCCCUGGCGCAAGCUCACGGUGAAGGGCAAGGAGCCCUUCAUCAAGAUGAAGCAGUUCCUGUCUGACGAGCAGAAUGUGCUGGCCCUCAGGACCAUCCAGGUGCGACAGCGAGGCAGUAUCACCCCAAGAAUCCGCACCCCUGAGACAGGCUCGGAUGAUGCCAUCAAGAGCAUCCUGGAGCAGGCCAAGAAGGAGAUCGAGUCGCAGAAGGGGGGCGAGCCCAAGAACUCCGCAGCACCGUUGAGCAUCACCAAUGGCACUGCCUCUGCCAGCACCUCGGAAGAUGCCAUCAAGAACAUUCUGGAACAAGCACGCCGUGAGAUGCAGGCGCAGCAGCAGGCCCUGCUGGAGAUGGAGACGGGCCCCCGGGGCCGCUCGGUGCCCCCCUCACCGCCGGAGCGACCCUCACUGGCUGCUGUGAGCCAGAACGGGGCCCCAACUUACGUCAAGCAGGAGGACAGCAGUGGUGGUGGCAGCGGGGGCACCAGCAGCAGCGCCACGCAGACGUCCCUCACUGUCCUGUCCCCCGCCGCCUUCGUGCAAAGCAUCAUCCGUAAGGUCAAGUCGGAGAUCGGUGACGCGGGCUACUUUGACCACCACUGGGCCUCGGACCGCGGCCUGCUCAGCCGCCCCUACGCCUCUGUCUCGCCCUCACUCUCCUCCUCCUCUUCCAGCUACUCUGGCCAGCCCAAUGGGCGUGCCUGGCCCCGCGGGGAUGAGGCCCCCACAGCCCCCGAGGACGAGGCCGCCGGGGGCGAGGAUGAGCCCCCCCGGGUGGGCGAGCUCAAGGUGGAGGGGGGAGUCGCCGAGGCUGGCAGCGGGAGCCGGCUGGCCUACUACCCGGCCUACGUGCCCCGCACCCUGAAGCCCACGGUGCCGCCCCUGACUCCCGAGCAGUACGAGCUGUACAUGUACCGCGAGGUGGACACGCUGGAGCUCACACGCCAGGUCAAGGAGAAGCUGGCCAAGAACGGGAUCUGCCAGAGGAUCUUCGGGGAGAAGGUGCUGGGCCUGUCACAGGGCAGUGUGAGCGACAUGCUGUCUCGGCCGAAGCCAUGGAGCAAGCUGACGCAGAAGGGGCGGGAGCCCUUCAUCCGCAUGCAACUGUGGCUCUCGGACCAGCUGGGCCAGGCGGGGGGCCAGCAGCCCAGCGCCUCCCAGGCCAGUCCCACGGAGCCGAGGUCCUCACCGUCCCCACCCCCCAGCCCCACGGAGCCUGAGAAGAGCUCCCAGGAGCCCUUGAGCCUGUCGCUGGAAAGCAGCAAAGAGAACCAGCAGCCAGAAGGCCGCUCCGGCUCCUCCCUGGGUGGGAAGAUGUGCUCGGGCAGCCAGGCCACAGGAGGCAUCCAGGAGAUCGUGGCCAUGUCCCCCGAGCUGGACACCUACUCCAUCACCAAGAGGGUUAAGGAGGUCCUCACCGACAACAACCUAGGGCAGCGGCUGUUUGGGGAGAGCAUCCUGGGCCUGACCCAGGGCUCCGUGUCCGACCUGCUAUCCCGACCCAAACCCUGGCACAAGCUGAGUCUAAAGGGACGAGAGCCGUUUGUCCGCAUGCAGCUGUGGCUCAAUGACCCCCAUAAUGUGGAGAAGCUGAGGGACAUGAAGAAGCUGGAGAAGAAAGCCUACCUGAACCGCCGCUACGGCCUCAUCAGCACGGGCUCGGACAGCGAGUCCCCGGCCGCCCGCUCCGAGUGCCCCAGCCCCUGCCUGCAGCCCCAGGACCUGAGCCUCCUGCAGAUCAAGAAGCCCCGGGUGGUGCUGGCGCCCGAGGAGAAGGAGGCGCUGCGCAAGGCCUACCAGCUGGAGCCCUACCCCUCCCAGCAGACCAUCGAGCUCCUGUCCUUCCAGCUCAACCUCAAGACCAACACCGUCAUCAACUGGUUCCACAACUACAGGUCCCGGAUGCGCAGGGAGAUGUUGGUGGAGGGGACCCAAGACGAGCCAGACCUCGACACAAGCGGGGGUUCUGGAAUCCUACCGCCAGGCCACUCCCACCCAGACCCCACUCCGCAGAGCCCCAACUCGGAGGCUGAGGACCUGAAGCCUACCGUGAAAGAACUGGAGCUCCAGGAGGGUGCCGAGGAGAGCACACCCCUGGGUGCCCAGGACAAGGCCCCAGUGAGGAUCAAACAGGAACAGACAGAGGACGAUACUGAGGAAGAGGCAGGCAGCGAGCCCCGGGACUUAGGGGAGCCUGACAAAGGCCACGGUCCCCCCAAAGAGGAGCAUCCUGACCUUUUGGCUGACGAAGGACUCUCAAAAGUGGCCCCAGGACCUCUCCUUCCAGGUGGGACAACCCCAGACUGCCCCUCACUACAUCCCCCCAAGGAGAGUGAGGCUGGGAAGCGGCUUCACCCGGACCCACUAAGUUUUAAAUCAGCCUCCGAAUCCUCACGCUGCAGCCUGGAGGUAUCACUGAACUCACCCUCAGCUGCCUCCUCACCAGGCCUCAUGAUGUCUGUGUCACCCAUCCCCUCCUCCUCAGCCCCCAUCUCCCCGUCCCCACCUGGCGCCCCUCCUGCCAAAGUGCCGAGUGCCAGCCCCACAGCCGACACAGCCGGGACCUUGCACCCUAGCGCCAAGGUGAAGCCUAACUUGCAGCGGCGGCAUGAGAAGAUGGCGAACCUGAACAGCAUUAUCUACCGGCUAGAAAGGGCUGCCAAUCGGGAAGAAGCCCUAGAGUGGGAGUUCUGAAGGUGGGCCCUAGGGGGCUGGGGCAUAUCCCAGCAACCACCUUCUUUCUCCCACUCACUCUCUGGGACAGGCUAAGGUCAAGGAGAGAGGAACUUAACUAUCAAAAUGUGGGCAGCAAUGUUAUGCCAUUUACAUUUUUUGUUAUAUUCCUAGUUCUAUGAAGUGUGAGUGCGUGGAUGGGGCAGAGGCCCACGCUUCCUCUUUUUGGCACCCCCUGCCCUCCAAAGCCGCAAGAAUCCUGCCCCUCUUCUCCACCCUGAGCCCUCUGCAGGAGGCAGAAGCAAAAUGAUGCCACAUUUUCACCUGAAAACUCCAAACUCUUUUAGAAAAAUAAAUAAAUAUUUAUAGACCUCUUUUAGAUAUUUUAAUAAAGGAUCCUUUGGAAUUUAUUCCCAGCCAAUGCUGUUUUGAUAUUACAGAGUUAUAAAAUCAGGAUGCUGUCACAACUGUUGCGAAGUAUACACUGAAGUUGUGUCGUUUUUGCCACUAGAUGAGAUUAAAAGAAGACAAUUGUUCAAAGCCAUCACGAAACACUAUAAGACUGACCAAAAUUGAGAUAACCUUUGAAAUGCAGUUUUUUUUCCACGUCUGUCUGUGAGACACAGCACAUUGCUACUGCCCUUCCAGAAACCAUGCUGAGAAGAUAAAGUCCAAAAGACUCUAAAUGAAAACCUCGAUGCUGUUGAGGAUGAGUUUCAGCCCGGUGGUCUGUUUAGCAACCUUGAUCAUGCCAAGUGCCCGUCCCUCACCGUCGUAAAUGUUGCAGGACACGGGCGGCCGUGGCCUACGUGCACGAUGUAGCCUGGGCCCGAACAAACAGCUGACUCAAUUAGAAACCUUGGGCCACAGAGCUGGGACAGCCAUCUUGUCCAUCUGUAGACCAGAGGUGUUUCCAGAUCCUUUGGAAAGCCAGGCAUGGGGGCAGGUGCUUGGAGAAAGUGGCACUAGAGCUAGAGUGACCCCGUGUCCUCCCAAAAUUGUGGCCGCAACCCCAGAAGGUUCCCCCCUGGUCUGAGUGUGGGCAUUUCAGAGCCAGACUGUGGUCGCCUCCUGGUGUUUUCGGAGAGUGACAGUGUUGGUCACUCCACACGCUCAAGCUUAGCAACCUGCGCCAAAAAGUAGCUUGAGCAGAGUAGAGACCUCAACUGCCCUUCUCGCCAUCUUCCCCCUCAAGUCACUCCUGGUGCUGUUUCUGGAAGGCAUCUGCAACUCCAAGGCCGUGCAGCACCCUGGAAGGCCGAGCAGGCUGCAGCAUGUCCACCGUACCCUAGCUCCAAGUCCAUCCCCGCCCCCCGCCUUCCAAUGCCUGACCUGCUGGGGAGAAAGGCCCCAGCCCCCAGCUCCGAGGAGCCCUUCCUCCCAUGUCUUCACAGUUUCUAAGGAGAGAUUCCCCAGCUGGGCGGACCAGUCUCCAUAUUGGUCGUUGAAUCUCUGCUUUUAUUUCUUUUGCUUUUUAAACUCCGCGGGAAGGCUGAGUUGGGUGACUCCCUAGAAUGACAAUGGAAAGGUGACCAUACUCGGUGCCAAUGCAGUGCUGGGGGGGAGAGAUGGCCAACAGAGCUUUCUAGGGUGCAGUGAGUGUCUCGAAACUGUCUGGGCGACACCCAGGGACCAGAAGGGACCAAGGGAGGAUUGUUCCAGAAAUCCCUUGCACACCAAGCCCAGGCUGCAGCCUCCACCAGAAACAGUAGGCAACAACACAAACCCUGAUGGAAAACCUCCUUUUCCAUACACCCCGGCUAUGCAUUGAAGAGUUUUCCACUGUAUACAUUUUUAUCCAGAUGAAGGUAUUUUUAUAUUUUGACAAUAGGAAACAGUGACCAGUUUUCAGAGUCAUCAAAUCUGGAACAAAGGAAACAUCUCCUUUCAGUCACCACCGCCCAGUUGCAAUCAGGACAACCCAGGGGGCACACACCACUUUUUACUGCUGAAACCAACACAGCGUUGAAACCCAGGCUUCCACACAGACUCGGAAUCUGAGCGAGCAAAAUUCGGCUUUAGUGCGACGGGAUGUGAUGAAGCACUUAACCUGUCGUCUUUCGAACACACAAAUCCUGUUGUACUGAAAGCUGGCGGGCCCGUGAACGACUUCGUCAGGUUCAUGUCCUACGACGGUAAAAACAAACGCCCACCCACAAACCGUUUCUAUGAGAGAUUGAUGAACUUUGUUUAAAAUUUUAAAAAAACGGAACACGUUCUGUAAACGAGUCGCUAAAUACAGAAUUGUAUAAUAAUGCUGGGUGUCCUGC